Molecule: messenger RNA, 2924 nt
Organism: Actinia tenebrosa (Australian red waratah sea anemone)
Lineage: Eukaryota; Metazoa; Cnidaria; Anthozoa; Actiniaria; Actiniidae
Product: neuronal acetylcholine receptor subunit alpha-10
Biological process (GO): monoatomic ion transmembrane transport
Cellular component (GO): postsynaptic membrane
Molecular function (GO): transmembrane signaling receptor activity; acetylcholine-gated monoatomic cation-selective channel activity
Source: RefSeq, a predicted model, not a curated record
GGGAUUUCACAACUAAUCUUAAAGGAAAGUUCUAUAGGGCUGCCGCAGGCAAACCUCGACCGAACAAGUGGACAGUAACUUUUCAAUGGUGUUUGAAUUUACAGGAUAUUGGUAUGAUAUUUCGCCUGAGAGAAACUAAAAGUCGAUAGAGCUUUAAGAUCCUGAACUUGUCAAAAAAGUGUGGUCGUUUUAGGUUGGCCUUUGAAAUUACCGCAGGCAAUAGCAUUAUAUCAGAAGAAGAAAAAACUGACAGUAAUUGAAUAAAAAAGGCGGGAAUCAAUACGAAGACGUUUUGAAAAAAGAAUAUGUUUAUGGGUCUAUUGUGUUAAGUUUUCCGCUCUAGCGACUACGAUGUUGAAUUCGUGAAUCCCGGCUGCCUUAAAACGACAGGAGAGAAUUUCGUUUUGUUAAUUCAAACUCGUUCGACGAAUUUGGUCAAAAUUCCCGAAGAAAUGGCGAAAAGGGACAAGACUUUACUAAGUUGUGGAAUCAUCUUCGUUGUCGUUUUUACAGUUAGCGCGGGAAGGUUUGACGGAGAAGCUGAACACAAGCUCAUCGCCUAUCUUUUCGACGGCUACCAAAAGGAUGCUCGACCGGUAUUCAAUAAAGCCAAUGCGGUCCAUGUGACACUAGACAUUGCGUACAGUCAGCUUGUAGAUCUGGAUGGUAAAAACCAAAUUCUUUCGAGCAAGGUUUGGGUCCGUCAGAUGUGGGAAAAUCCAUUCCUCACGUGGGACCCUAAGGAAUACGGAAAUGUGACCAGUAUUAAUGUGCAUCCUGGUAUGGUGUGGAAACCUGAUUUAGUCCUGUACAACAACAUUGGAAUCGGACGCACAGGCGCCCUGUACUCUUUCGACACCAAAGUAACGUUAGAACACAACGGUAAAAACUCCUGGUUCGCCCCGACUCAGAUCCAAAGCAUUUGUAAGAUCGACAUCACGUAUUUCCCUUUUGACACGCAACACUGUUCCCUCGUGAUAGGAUCAUGGACGUAUCCUGGCAACGCGCUCAACCUCGUGCAACAGCGCAACCAAUCAGAUUUGUCCAAAUACACACUCAGUGGAGAAUGGGACUUGCUGUCGGCGCCUGUGCAGCGCAACGUAGUCAAAUACGCUUGUUGCAAGUAUCCUUAUAUUGAUAUCACGUAUUACAUCCAUGUGCGCAGAAAGGUUUUGUUUUACCUCAGCAACUUGAUUCUUCCGUCGAUAGUUCUGACUAUACUCACGGUGUUUUCUUUCUAUCUUCCUCCUGAGUCUGGAGAGAGAGUUUCUCUGGUCAUAACGAUCCUUCUUGGCUUGACUGUUUUCAUGCUAGUGUUCACUGAGAGCGUACCUAACACAUCAGAAGUGAUUCCACUAAUAGCUAAGUACACCAUAAUAGUCAUGAGCGAGGUUGGCAUCUCUCUGCUUGUUACUUGUUUCGUUAUGAGAACCUAUCACAAGGGUCAUCAAAAAGACGUACCAAAUUGGGUACGAUUUUGGGUGAUUAAAGUCCUAGCGCCUAUUCUCCGAGUCAAGCAAGCCCAGAAGCAAAAUGGAAACAAUAACGAUGCAAAAACGAGCCAACCAGAAGUCAGAAAUGGAGAGAAAUACUUGCGUCGUGGGCCGUACACUUUCAUCGCGAAAAAACGCGACUCUACCCCUCCCUCCCUUUGCUAUUCACCUUCACCAGACAGUGGAUGCAGAAAGGCAGAAAGCGUUGAGAGUAACGGUAUAAACAUAAUGCGUAGUACUUCGAAUGAAAAACUCAGUGAACUUUGCGGCGGCAUGGCUGCUAUCUUGAAGCAUCUAAAAGGAACAAGGCAAGUGGAAGAACGAAUCGCUGAAUGGCAUUUUGUAGCAACUGUAUUGGAUUCUGCGUUCUUUUGGCUAUUUUUGACAUCUAUGCUUGUAUCGACCGUGGCGUUCUAUUUCCAGAUUCCUUAUGUUAAAGUUCCUUUAUAGAUGGGUGUACCUUGUGUUUUCAGUUGGAUAUUUGUACGUGUUUCAGAAGGCACUUUGUACACCAAAACCAAACUAAACCCAACAUCAAUUUUAUAGAGCCCUAAAACAAUUCCUAAGCUAAUCUAAAUAUGGGCAUAGCUUACUCACAGAUCGAACAAGCUUGAAGGGUCGGUUGGGAAUCAGUUUACUGAGUGUGUUUGACUUUGCGGACGGAGAAAAUCAAAGAUGAGCCGGAAGAAAAACUUUCGUUAUACAAGGGGAGAGUCAUGAACAUAUUCAACUCAUGUGAUGCUGAGUCCAGGAAUCAAACCUGAGACUCCAGAGGUAAGAGACAGUAAGCUACAGUACUCUUGCAUGAUUCCUCCAAGUGCAUAGAUACAACGAUAUGGUGUUGACGGAUUUCUUUAACAAAAUAACUUCCCUCAGCUAAACCGCUCUUAGUAUAGGCCUGCGUUAGGGUUAGGUUUUGGAAAACCUGGGAACUAGUUGCGUUAUACUAUCUCUCGUUGGAAUGUACAUUUGUGCGCAUAAGCAACACCAAUAAAUUGACAGUGCACCCUUCCUAAAAUUGUCUCGAAUGCAAGGCUAACAUGAAAAUACAAAAUAAAUGGCACAAAUUCCAUCGAGAAUCAAUAGACUUAAUAUCGUGAAAAAACAAAUUCGUAAGGAAAAUAUCAUGACAGUAAGAGAGUACUUACCCUUUUAAUCAAUGCGGCAUUCUAAAACCUUGCGGUUUUGACCUGCGGUUCCACAGAGGUGACUUGUUCAAUUAUUUGAUGGUCAAUGUGAUCCACCACUUCCGCAUUCUAUCUUCUUUAUCUUUAGCAGCUGAAAUCUAGGAAAAGUCAGAAGCAGUUCUUCUAAAAAUAUUUCUCCAAAAAUGAAUCAUGAUAAUAACGCGCACGGGACAAAUGAAAUAAAAUAUAACCACAUUGAUUAAGGUGUUCAUAGAUUACGUUACUUUUAAACGGUGCAGUUUAG